Molecule: messenger RNA, 1817 nt
Organism: Rattus norvegicus (Norway rat)
Lineage: Eukaryota; Metazoa; Chordata; Mammalia; Rodentia; Muridae
Source: RefSeq, a predicted model, not a curated record
AGAAAUAAAAUACCAUUUGAUGUUUAAAAUUAUUGGAGCUAUCUUAAUGACGGAAAUAGAUGAUUGGGAGGGGAAGAGGAUGCCUGAUUAUAUAUAUAUUCAUGAAGGUGUCGAAGGUUUAUAAAGUCAAUGUCUGCAGAUGAGAAAGCAGUGGUUCUCUUAGGACUUCUUGGGGAAGUGUGGUCCCAGUGGUCAUCACCAUGAACAGCCAGGUGUCAGCCCGGAAAGGGACACUCCUCCUGCUGAUGAUGUCAAACCUUCUGUUCUGCCAAAAUGUGCAGACCCUGCCAGUCUGUUCUGGUGGCGACUGCCAGACACCUCUCCCGGAGCUGUUUGACCGUGUGGUCAUGCUUUCUCACUACAUCCAUACCCUGUAUACAGAUAUGUUUAUUGAAUUUGAUAAACAGUAUGUCCAAGAUCGUGAGUUUAUUGCCAAGGCCAUCAAUGACUGCCCCACUUCUUCCCUAGCUACUCCUGAAGACAAGGAACAAGCCCAGAAAGUCCCUCCGGAAGUUCUUUUGAACCUGAUCCUCAGUUUGGUGCACUCCUGGAAUGACCCUCUGUUUCAACUAAUAACUGGACUAGGUGGAAUCCAUGAAGCUCCUGAUGCUAUCAUAUCAAGAGCCAAAGAGAUUGAGGAACAAAACAAGCGGCUUCUUGAAGGGAUUGAAAAGAUAAUUAGCCAGGCCUAUCCUGAAGCCAAAGGAAAUGAGAUCUACUUGGUUUGGUCACAACUCCCAUCCCUGCAAGGAGUUGAUGAAGAAUCCAAAGACUUGGCUUUUUAUAACAACAUUCGGUGCCUGCGCAGGGAUUCCCACAAGGUUGACAAUUAUCUCAAGUUCCUGAGAUGCCAAAUUGUCCAUAAAAACAACUGCUAAGCCUACAUUCAUUCCAUGUACAUCUGAGAUGUUCUUAAAAGUCUAUUUCUUCAAAGGUUCUAUUUGCAUUACAACUUUCAGCACAUGCUUAAGUAUAAUUGGUCUCUUCUUAAAUAAUAAAAACAAACUUUUAAAAAAUGUCAAAGUCUCGAAAGGCCAUCUUUCAAUGUUUCCUUUGUUAAUUUAAUAGAAAAUCAUAUACGAAUUGGAAUUAUUUGACGGAUAUUGUCAUCAUCACAAUCAUCAUAACAUUAUCAAAUUUUGUCAUGAAUACCAGACUCUAGUUUUACAAAUAAUGCAUAUAGAAAAGUAGUUUAAAUCAGAAAGUUAAUAUAAGCCAAGAUUUUUAGAAUUGAAGAAAGAAGAAACUAUUAACAAGUCCAUCUUUUCUACCAAAAAGGAAGAAAACUGGAUCAUUUAUUUGACAGAAUUUUCAGGUAUAGGAAUGAGUAGACCAAGUGCUAUGGAACUGAAUUGCCUCUAAGAAUACCCUAUCAGCUAAGCAACCUGAAAUUGGUAGGAUACAAUGAGAUAUUAUCCCUAAAUAUCUUCUUAAAAUUGGCUUUAGCAAAUUUCCUUGGGACUCUCAAGUCUUUACAGUAAUUAUUUUACUCAAUAAGACAUAGUUAAGAAACUGAGGUUCAGACAGAAUAAUAGCAGAUUACAGAAAAUUAAGUGGAACAGUGUUUUCCACCUAUACUGAGUUAAUCAACUUAAGUGUUGGGAAGGAAAAGUUGGUAACUGAUUGAGGACAAAGAGUGCUGUAGGAAACGUUUUUUAUAGUUUUAUUAUUAUUCCUACAGAAUCUAAAUAAAAUGAAAAGUUUCAUUCUCUUGAAAUUGGUCACUGUGUGAAACAUUCUGUGACAUAUUUCUAUCUUCUACUUUGCCUAUUCAUGGGAAAAUGCAUCUGGAAAAUAAAUAUACCUAAUAAUAAAAA